Messenger RNA from Miscanthus lutarioriparius, 342 nucleotides. The record is from the annotation of a GenBank genome assembly. Lineage: Eukaryota; Viridiplantae; Streptophyta; Magnoliopsida; Poales; Poaceae.
AUGUCGACGGUCACCUGCAACGCGGGGUUCGACGACGAGGAGCAGCAGCGGCUCCACUACCGCUCCGAAUGGCACCGCUACAACCUCAAGCGCAAGGUGAAGCUGGAACAGGACCUCCACAUGCUUACAAUCUUCAAGAGCCAUGAGGCUGAGACAACAAUCCUGGAAGAUUUCGACUUCUAUGAGCAGCGGGAGAAAGCCUUGCAGGAGAACAGACGUCAACAACAGCCUGCCAGCACCGAUCCUCAGAAGCUGCUGGAUACCAAGGCUCAAGGUCCCGUGGCCGAUAUAUCAUAUGUAUUUUCUAAGGCCGUCCAGUUGAAGGAUACUGAGAACAGUUGA